UCAUCAGUGGAGCUAAGGUUCCAACAGCAGUCAGUCAGCGGCAGUUAAUCAACCCCCAUCCGAAUCCAAUUCGCAUUCCAAGCCAAAUCCAAGGACUCACAAAGCUCAUCAAGAUGCGUCACGCUCUACUCGUUGUCUUCCUUUGCGGCCUGCUCUUUGCAUUUGCCUCGGCUGGAUUGCUGGGUGGCGGAGGUGGCCAUGGCGGCGGUGGCCAAGGAGGUUGGCAAAAUAAUGGUGGAGGACAGGGAGGCCAUGGCGGCGGUGGCCAAGGAGGCUGGCAAAGCGGCGGCGGCGGCGGUGGAGGAGGAGGCCAUGGAAGUGGCGGCCAAGGAGGCUGGCAAAAUGGCGGCGGCGGUGGACAAGGAGGCUGGCAAAGCGGCGGCGGCGGUGGAGGAGGAGGCCAUGGAAGUGGCGGCCAAGGAGGCUGGCAAAAUGGCGGCGGCGGCAGCGGCGGUAGAGGUGGAUAUGGCGGCGGUAGCAGGUCUUUGGCUGGCAAUCGUGGAAGUUCAGUCUCCUGGCAGGGAGGCAAUGGAGGUGGCGGCGGCGGCGGUGGCAAGCACGGCGGAGGAGGCUGGUAAGCCACUCCAAACCCCAACACCAACACCAACAACAACACCAACACCAAACUACUCCAGCAGCUGACGCUGAUAUGUGUUCCAUGGCAUAGAGAUAGAGACACCAUAAUAAUUUUUUUUUGAUCCAAAGCUUCUGCCCCAACUGUUUCUACUAUUAUUUCUAUGUUUUUUUUUACUAAUAAAGAAAUUUAAUGCAUUUUA
Molecule: messenger RNA, 776 nt
Organism: Drosophila guanche
Lineage: Eukaryota; Metazoa; Arthropoda; Insecta; Diptera; Drosophilidae
Product: ctenidin-3-like
Exons: 1
Coding region: 114-578 (154 amino acids)
Source: RefSeq, a predicted model, not a curated record